AUGCACGUCUCGGAACGCCGUCAACUUCAGCAGCAAGCACGUGAUAUGUUCUACCAUGGGUAUCGUAACUAUAUGGAGCACGCGUAUCCAUGGGAUGAACUUAAACCUCUGAGCUGCUCUGGACGCCGAUGGGACCGUCGUGAACGUGGUGAUUUAGAUGAUGUUCUAGGUGGGUUUUCACUAACGCUUAUAGACUCUUUGGAUAUGUUGGCGGUGCUCGGAGACCGUGACGAAUUUGCACGGGCAGUAAAGCUUGUAUCCAGUAACGUGACGUUUGAUCGAGAUGUGACUGUGUCGGUGUUUGAGUCUACUAUUCGGGUCCUUGGUGGUUUAGUAUCGGCGCACAUGUUGGCAUCUCCCGAGUAUUUUGGAAUGAUGGAUGAAGAUGAGUAUCAUGGUGAGUUAUUGGACCUGGCGGAAGAUCUUGGACGUCGGUUGUUGCCGGCAUUCAAUACACAGACAGGACUGCCCGUGCACCGGGUAAAUUUGCGCCGGGGAGUAUUGUCAAAAGAUCAGGCGGCGCAGUUGACGUGUCCUGCGGCAGCAGGGUCACUAUUGGUCGAGAUGGCGUAUUUAUCAAGACUUACAGGGGAUGAAAGGUUUGAAACAAGAGCAAAACUUGCAGUCGUGGCGAUAUGGGAACGUCGAUCGCAUUUGGAUUUGCUGGGAAGUGCCAUUGAUGUCGGGUCCGGUAAGUGGAUGCAGUCGCACGGGGGAGUCGGUGCGGGGCUAGACUCUUUUUACGAAUACUUGCUAAAGUACCACCUUAUCAGUGGAGAUUCGCAGUGGAUGACGAUGUUUAAUGACAGCUACCAAGCUAUUGAAACGCAUGUAAAUCAUGACGAUGUGUACAUUGAGGUAGAUAUGAAUGGAGGUAAGAACAAAGUCCGAUUUCGUCGUGUGUCUGCGCUGCAGGCAUUUUGGCCCGGUCUACAGGUGCUUGCUGGUGAUGUAUCGGGUGCCAUUCGCACUUAUGAGCACAUGUUUCAUCUUUGGGACGAGUUUGGAGCCAUGCCUGAGCUGUUUGAUCUGGCUCCACCUGGCAUAGCGAAACUUGGCAAACGAGGAACUGUGGUCAGCUGGGCACGAACGUCUCCACUUCGUCCAGAGUUGAUUGAGAGUACCUAUCAUCUGUAUCAAGCCACUCAAGACCACAAGUACCUGAAAAUGGGUCGGCAAAUACUGCAAGACAUCCGUCGUGUGUCCGAAGUUCAAUGUGGGUACGCGGCUUUGGGAGAUAUCUACACACUUCAUGUUGAGGAUCGUAUGGACAGCUAUUUCCUCUCUGAGACUGUCAAGUAUUUAUACUUGCUUUUCAGUGAUGAUCCGAAUGUGAUUGUACCAGUAACACCAGCACGACAUUGGAAAAACAGGACACCAUCGAUGAACGGAAACUGCACAGUGGAGAUGACAGACAAAAAUCAUGCGCGUCGUUCUUCAGGCGGUUGUAAAAAUCAAACUCAAAAUGUGAGCGCUGCUUUUGGCGAGCCAUCCUACAGUAAAAGGAACAGAAAGUCUCUCAAAUCGUCAGACGUAGUCUUCAGCACCGAAGGUCAUGUUUUAAUGCUGAAUUCGCGCCUUUUUGGGCGCACGAAGAAGCAGAAUACAGUGUCUGCCUCACCAAAGUGCCAAGAUGGCAAACUUCAGGGGUACAAACGUAAUGAGGAGCUUGCUGUAGCAAGAGGAGUCCUAGCAACGCCUCCAGUUACCCCUGUGGGGUUAGCUCUGCGGCUCGGCGACACGCAUUUGAUGACACUGGUGGCAUCUCCUGCCAAUUUUGGGUUACGAGUCACGGGCGCAGCAGCAAUAGAGGCACCAAUGCUGCUCUUUGCACCAGAUAUUAGCGAUGCCUGUGACUUCAUAGACUCCCAGCGUGUGCGUGGUAAGAUCGUGAUGGUGGCACGCGGCACGUGCACUUUUGCGCAGAAGGCAUUGAGGUUGCAAAAUGCAGGGGCUGCUGGUGUUGUAGUCAUCAACUCUGAGGCCUCUUGCAGCAGAUAUCUUGCCCGAACAUUUUCACUGAGUGAUGACGGUCGCGGUCUUGGCAAGAAAGUGACAAUACCCGUUGUUCUUGUUGCACGUGAAGAUGCGAUGCAGUUGCAAAGGCAUGAAGGCCUGAGGCAGCUGCUCAAUGACGCUGAAGGUAAGUCAGAAGGUAACUCGGAAGGUUCUGGAGCUGACGUUGAAGGUUCUGAUGUACUUAUUGGUUCGCUGUCACCUUGGCUUUACUGA
This is a messenger RNA of Peronospora belbahrii, 2232 nucleotides long. The record is from the annotation of a GenBank genome assembly. Lineage: Eukaryota; Oomycota; Peronosporomycetes; Peronosporales; Peronosporaceae.